This is a messenger RNA of Hermetia illucens (black soldier fly), 2378 nucleotides long. RefSeq lists its product as uncharacterized. The transcript has 4 exons. The record is from RefSeq and is a predicted model, not a curated record. Lineage: Eukaryota; Metazoa; Arthropoda; Insecta; Diptera; Stratiomyidae. Bases 432 to 2378 code for a protein of 648 amino acids.
UACAUCAUCAUCCCAUCGGAGCCUGGCUACAGGAGCUUCGCAUCCUCACACAGCUUCCGCUCCUCAGAUGAAAAGCGGAAAAUAUUUGGACUGCGGAAAAUUGUGCGCAUGACCUUAACAUGUCAAAACAGAAUAAAUGUCCUGGGAUAAUAGCAUCCUCGUAGAUUUCCCAUACAUUUUUAACGUGACCGCUUAGAACUAGGACCAGAAUGUAGUUGUGUUGCAAUGGAGCCGAGUUUUGCUGUGGCACGUCAUGUGGGAGCAGACACAAGGAUAUCAGCCUCAUUGGGUCAGCGUUCAGGACGAAGAUUUGUCUAAGUUCGAGUAGAGUGGCGAGGAGAUAACAUUUGGUGAAAGUGAGGGGAGGUGGAUGACACUUAAAAUAAAUGUUGAUCAGCGAUUCGACAAUGAUUAAAGAAAACUAGUUAACAAUGGUGAAGCGUCGUAGCAACGUGAAACGCGACGUUAUCAAAUAUACUUUUUUCUUCUCGAUCGCUUGCUUAUUCGUCUACACAUUUAUCGGCUACAAAUAUGGAACUCGAUUUUUCCAGAUACAAAGAACCAGUUCAGAUGAAUACGUAGUCCUAAGGAAUAACAACACUAGCGAAACAUUUUUUAUCAACACUCUAGGUUGUAAAAUGCCCACAUUCGGGGCCAUAGAUACUAGCACGGUGAGGAACUCACUGCACCCGAUGCCAAGAAUUGAAUGCCAAAAUCCACUAUUUAUCUCGAAUCGAAGUAAUCUAGUUUCAACCAUUAGAACUAACGAUUUAUCUAAAUUUUACAAUAUAACGGAUGUUGACCAAGUAAGCUGCGAUUACGCGGAAAUAAAGAGAAGGGACGACAACUCGAACAGGAUAUCCGACCGAAGUUUCGCAAUAGAGUUGCGCAACAUAACCCAAGUUAACAGUGAAUUCAUUAGAGUAGAGUGUAAGGUUGCCGAAAAUAAGAUUUUUUACAAGGACUUUCAGUUAUUCGCUCCUGUGAAAUAUAGCCCCGAAGGAAGCCCGUUCAGUGAAGGUAGGGUCUCUGUGCUGGUGAUUGGACUCAGCACCCUAUCAAGAUUGAGCUUUCAUCGCGACAUGCCGCUUACCUCGAAGGCUCUGCUUGACGAGUUGGGUGGUAUCGAACUUCUGGGGUAUAACAAAGUAGGCGAGGAUGCGUACGCCAAUAUGGUUCCCGCACUCACAGGCUUGGAUACCAAUGAACUCAGUGGGGCGUGUUUGCCCAAUGGAAUAAACUCAACUUAUGAUAGAUGUCCGUUCAUAUGGAGACGAUUUCGGGAUAGAAAAUUCCAAACUGUGUUCGCUGAAAACAUUGCUCGCCAUGGUUUGUUCAAUUCUGGUCGACAAGGAUUCAAUGCGACGCCUACGGAUUAUUACCUCAGACCAAUAAUGCUAGAAAUGGAGAAAGCUAAUGUGCACAACAAAAAAGCGGGCAUGAAUAUGUGCUUGGGAAGCCAUAGACCGUCAGACAUUCUGUUGGAGUACCUGGAGAAAUUAGUCCCUAAUUUCUUGAAGGAUUAUUUUUUCUCCUUCUUCUGGCUUAGUAGUGUGAACCAUCAUUUUCUCAGUAUGCCUGCCCUUAUUGAUGAGGACAUGCGGGACCUGAUUAUGCUUUUGAAUAGAACCGGUGUGCUCAACACUACGAUCGUGUUCUUCAUGAGCGAUCGUGGCUCGAAAGCUAGCUCCCAGAAGACUUAUCAAGGAAUAAUGGAGGAACGCCUUCCACUUCUGCUGGUGCUUCUACCUCAGUGGUUCAACAUAACUUACCCCCUAGCGGCGUUCAAUCUAAAACAAAACGCAAAGAAACUCACAUCACAUUUUGAUUUGCACGCAACCCUUGUGGAUUUGUUAAACCUGAAAUCCCUUUCAUCGUACAAUAUCCGAAGAAGGUCCAGCGAAUUCCUGGAUGGAGAUUCAUUGCCGCGUGGGAUCAGUUUAUUCUUAAAUAUCCCGAAUACAAGGAACUGUGAGAAAGCUGGAAUAGCAAGCAUUUUCUGCACUUGCUACAAAAGACGGAAGAUAGUAACCAAUGACGCUAGAGUGCAGAGGGUGGCGCGGUUUAUUGUUCAUCAUAUUAACAAGAUGUUGAAUCCGUAUCCGCAAUGUCGGUCUUUGUAUUUGAAUUCGAUCUUUGAGGCGAGCAUUGGAUCCUCGGAAUCAAAUGUGCUGAGGGAACCAGAUUGGAAUGUCCUGGCGGAUAUCACGACCAGAUUGCAGACGAAACCUGGAUUUGCGGAAUACCAAGCAACAGUUCGGGUUUUCAAUGAACAAAUGAAUUUGACGGGGACAAUUCGAUUGGUAAACUCUUAUCCGAGGCAGGGCUAUUGUAUUGAUGAUUAUGCAAUAAAGAUGUUUUGUUACUGUGAGAAAUAA